AUGGCUCCUGGAAAAUACCACAUCAAGAAUGGGACCGUCGUGUCCGUCGACAAGUCCAUUGGCGUCGUCCCCAACUGUGAUGUGCUUAUCGAAGAUGGGAUUAUCAUGGCAGUGGCACCCAACUUGACCUCCUCGACAGACCAUAUUGCCAUCGACGCCACGGACGCCAUCAUCUCUCCAGGUUUCGUCGACACCCAUCGUCAUACGUGGCAGACACAGUUACGCACGGUCUGCGCCGAUCAUGUGCUCAGUGAUUAUUUUAUGCAUAUUCGAUGUGUAUAUGGAUCCUGUUACGAAGCUAAGGAUGCAUAUCUGGGGAAUUACUGUGGGGCAUUGGAGAGCAUUGACAAUGGCAUUACUUUCCUCAUCGACCACUCGCACAUAAUGAAUUCUCCCGCUCACGCUGAUGCCGCCGUUCAGGGAUUGAGGGACGCAAAAAUCCGAGCUACCUUCUGCUAUGGCCUGUACAAGAAUCCUGCAUGGCCGGAGUCAGCGAUGGAUGCGGAGCGGGAGGAAAAAACACCGGAUUGGCGAUUUGAAGAUGCAAAGAGGGUCCGAGAGACACAUUUCAAGUCUAACGAAAAGACCGACGUUCUCCGCUUUGGCUUCGCACCGGCUGAGGUCGAGAGCUGCACGACUGACGAAGCGCUCAAGGAGAUCGCACAUGGUCGGACGCUUGGUGCUGCAGUCGUGACAGCCCACGUCGCUCUAGGUCGCUGGGAUAGGGGGCUACGGUUUGUCCGGCAGCUCAAUGAGCGGAAUGUGCUGGGCCCCGAUUUGCUGUUUAGCCACGGCAGUACAUUCCAGGACGACGAAUUGGAAGCAAUUGCCAAACACGGGGUGGGCGUUUCAAGCACACCUGACUCAGAGCUGCAGAUGGCUAUGGGGCACCCGGUCGCAUUCAAAGCUCAUAGCGUGGGCUGCCAUGCUAGUCUUGGUGUCGAUGUGGUCUCAAGUGCACCUGCGGAUAUGUUCCAGCAAAUGAGGUUGAUGCUCCAGUCUGAGCGGCACAUGAAGCAUCACGCUCAGAAGGGCGCUCCCUUUGUCAUAUCGCACCGGUGCGAGGAGGUCCUGGAGCUCGCGACCAUGGGUGGUGCUAAAGCCGUUGGUUUGGCAGAUGUAAUCGGCAGUGUCAGUCCGGGCAAACGGGCGGACCUGCUCAUUACGAAGUGCAACUCGACCCGCUUGUCCCCACUUGGAGACGCCGUCAUGGCGCUGGUGUUAUACGCAAAUGGAUCCGACAUCGACACCGUGUUCGUUGAUGGAGAGAUCGUCAAGCAAAAUGGUAAGCUGGCGGGGGUAGAUUGGCCCAGGGUACGUGGCGAGUUGCUAGAGUCGACGAGGAGAAUCUUCGAGAGAUCUAAGAAGGCACCGUUCGAGGCGAUCAAGGCACAGGCAACGCCAUUGCUGAAAAUGUAUGCUGGAGAAACUGUGUAG
This is a messenger RNA of Exophiala aquamarina CBS 119918, 1437 nucleotides long. RefSeq lists its product as uncharacterized. Bases 1 to 1437 code for a protein of 478 amino acids. The transcript has a single exon. NCBI's taxonomy places the organism in Eukaryota, Fungi, Ascomycota, Eurotiomycetes, Chaetothyriales, Herpotrichiellaceae. Gene Ontology annotation, molecular function: hydrolase activity, acting on carbon-nitrogen (but not peptide) bonds. The record is from RefSeq and is a predicted model, not a curated record.